Alternaria arborescens is the source of this 159-nucleotide messenger RNA. RefSeq lists its product as hypothetical. Lineage: Eukaryota; Fungi; Ascomycota; Dothideomycetes; Pleosporales; Pleosporaceae. The transcript has a single exon. The record is from RefSeq and is a predicted model, not a curated record. The coding region runs from base 1 to 159 and encodes 52 amino acids.
AUGUCCGCCGCCGAUUCCUUCCCUUCUACCGCCUCGUCUUCCCGCGCUUCGCCAAUACCACAAGAUACUGAGAUGACAGCUGAAGAUGAGCUGAUUGCCUUUCAGAUGCUCGACGAUGAUAAGCGCGCUGAGCUGGAUGAAACCGGCUCAGUUGCUUAG